Molecule: messenger RNA, 1701 nt
Organism: Sporothrix schenckii 1099-18
Lineage: Eukaryota; Fungi; Ascomycota; Sordariomycetes; Ophiostomatales; Ophiostomataceae
Exons: 2
Coding region: 1-1701 (566 amino acids)
Molecular function (GO): protein binding
Source: RefSeq, a predicted model, not a curated record
AUGUCAACUCCACCACCACGGCCGAUGGCCAUGGAUCCUCUCCAUAUCACCGAGUUCGCAUCGGACCGUUACUUUACGAAAUUCAACCAGCAGCAGCGGCAGCAGCAGCAGCAGAACAAUGCCGCGUCCGGUAGCAGCACAUCCGAAUCAACGACCACCACUCCCGCGUCCCCGCAACCGUUGACUACACAGUUGUCAUCGCCCUUUUUUCUUCCCUUAUCCGCGACAGCAAAAACAGCAGAGGCUGCCGACGAAAGAGAAAAUGUUGAUCUGCCAGAGCUAAAGCAAAAGAAAAGCCGCUUCCAUUUGGGACGGCUGCUUCAUUCAAAAUCGCAAACAGCAAUCCCGACAACCCCAUCAAUACCAACGCCUGCGCCCGCAACUACGAAGUCGCUUAGCACAUUGCCAGAUGCACCGACCUCAUCAAAACCAUUUGGUGUGCAGUUCUACAACCUCCCUACCGAGCUGCAAAUACAGAUCAUCGCCUCCAUGCCGCUUGCCGAUAUCCUCCAACUCCGCCUUUCCUCCAGGAACAUGCACGCAAUGGUCUCCGCAAACGAGUCUCCCAUCGUCCGCCAUCAUCUCCAACACAACGUGCCCGCCUACGCCAAGAGACUCUAUCCUCCAGACUACUCAAAGCUGGACUUCCGCUACCUAUGUGGAAUAUGGCACCGCCUUCAUGUCGCCGCUAAAUUGUCAUCCUUCAUUUGCCAGUGGGUGACAAAGGAAAUUUUCUUGCGCACAUCAGAAGCUCAGAAGCUCGAGUUCGCGCCUCAGAAUGAGAGAAUGCGCCGGAGGUUGAUCCCACUUUUGUUCACCAUAUUCCACUUCUUCGAAACGUAUCGCGCUCGCCACCUCCAAUAUAUCAUUGAUCAUGACGGGAAAGGCCUACAACAAACUCCUUAUACUAUCAACCCGAUCGAAGCCGAAGUCAUGAGCAUGUACGACGACCGGACGCUCUUGCAGGUACACCAAGUCUUUCCACUGGUUAUUGCGUCGUUUUGCCGCCGUUUGCGGCCACCAUCUUAUGUUGGCCGCGUCGAGAAGUCACUGAGAGGUUAUAUGAAAGACAAACCUCCAGACGAAGUCCAUGUCGCCACAUUGUGCAUUGGUGGCCUACGCCAAGUUGAACGCUUCUGGGAAAUUAAAGGCUACAACGUCAGACGAAACGCAGUCGAUGUUUGGUAUAACUCUGUCGCUAAGGACCCAGCGGAGUCGACUGGAAAGCCUCGUCGGGCACUACUGGGUCUCGGCCGCAAAAUGUCGUCAUUGGCGAUACGAGAUGACUCCUCCACAUCUGCAAACACCUUGGCUAAAUCGACUUCGAGUGUCUCGGGCGCAGAACGUGGCUCGAUGGAUGACGCUACGUGGGAGCGAUGCAACAACCUCAUCUUUAAUACCAGCCUUGCCGACGGCAUGCCAAUGGACCUUCUGCCUCGGGAAGAACUACGACUGUUGUUGUCAGAUCUCCCUGUCCUGCAGCAGCUGUGGCUGGUCACUGCCGAGGCACUGAUUCUGGAGCGGAAAAUAGUGGAGAAACAGUCUGACAUCCGGCGAAAUGCCCAGGUGAUGUUGGAGCUCAUCCGGGAGGAUGGCUUCGCUGAAGAGGACGAGUGGUGGUACGGCCAAGGCGCACACGAUUCUAUUCGGCCACCAUUGGACUCUAUCGAAGAAGACAUGACUGAGGACAUGACGUCGUGA